AGGAAAUGAACGCAGCUGCGCGCUGACGUAUGCUCUGCGGAAAGGAGGGUGGGAGGGGAUUCGGCCAUCUUGGAGUCUUAGCGGAGCUCUGGAGCGGGGAGCAGAGCAGAUCGGUCUUUGUCACAAUGGGAAAAGAGAACUGAAGCCAAUUCACCAUGAUCGGAGGGCUCUUUAUCUAUAAUCACAAGGGAGAGGUCCUGAUCUCCCGGGUAUACAGAGAUGACAUUGGCAAUAGAAGGAAUGCAGUGGAUGCUUUCCGUGUCAAUGUCAUCCAUGCCCGGCAGCAGGUGCGCUCUCCCGUCACCAACAUUGCUCGUACCAGUUUCUUCCAUGUGAAGCGUUCCAACAUCUGGCUGGCAGCUGUCACCAAACAAAAUGUCAACGCCGCCAUGGUGUUUGAGUUCCUGUACAAGAUGUGUGAUGUCAUGACUGCAUACUUUGGGAAGAUCAGCGAGGAAAAUAUCAAGAACAACUUUGUGCUGAUCUAUGAACUACUUGACGAAAUCCUGGACUUUGGUUACCCUCAGAACUCUGAAACUGGAGCCCUGAAAACCUUCAUCACUCAACAAGGGAUUAAAAGUCAGCAUCAGACAAAGGAAGAGCAGUCUCAGAUCACCAGCCAGGUGACGGGCCAGAUUGGCUGGAGACGUGAAGGAAUCAAAUAUCGUCGGAAUGAGCUGUUCCUGGAUGUACUGGAAAGUGUUAAUUUGCUGAUGUCACCCCAAGGACAAGUUCUUAGUGCUCAUGUAUCUGGACGUGUUGUUAUGAAGAGCUACUUGAGUGGUAUGCCAGAGUGCAAAUUUGGAAUGAAUGACAAAAUUGUAAUUGAGAAACAAGGCAAAGGAACUGCUGACGAGACAGGCAAAACAGGGAAGCAAUCUAUUGCUAUUGAUGACUGUACAUUCCAUCAGUGUGUUCGCCUUAGCAAGUUUGAUUCUGAGCGUAGCAUCAGUUUUAUACCGCCAGAUGGGGAGUUUGAGCUCAUGCGAUAUCGAACUACAAAGGACAUUAUCCUUCCAUUCCGAGUUAUUCCACUUGUGCGUGAGGUGGGGCGUACCAAGCUGGAGGUCAAGGUGGUUAUAAAAUCCAACUUUAAACCAUCUCUGCUGGCUCAGAAAAUUGAGGUCCGAAUCCCCACACCACUCAACACAAGUGGAGUACAGGUCAUUUGUAUGAAGGGGAAAGCCAAGUACAAAGCCAGUGAAAAUGCCAUUGUCUGGAAGAUAAAACGAAUGGCAGGAAUGAAGGAAUCUCAGAUCAGUGCUGAGAUUGAGCUUUUGCCAACCAAUGAUAAAAAGAAGUGGGCCCGCCCUCCUAUUUCCAUGAACUUUGAGGUCCCUUUUGCUCCGUCCGGACUGAAAGUUCGAUACCUGAAAGUAUUUGAGCCCAAGCUGAACUACAGUGAUCAUGAUGUGAUAAAAUGGGUUCGUUACAUUGGCCGCAGUGGGAUCUAUGAAACCCGUUGUUAAUGCAUCAGUAAUAGAAAGGAGGGAGCAGUGUCCAUUACUAAAACUGCCCUAGUCACACUACACUCAGUUGUGGUAAUUGGGAACCCAAGUAAAAACAAGAAGCUUGUACUUUGUAGGUGGAUAUUGCUCCUUUCCUUUCUUCUUCCGCCCUACCAUGACAGCCAUUUGGCUUCAUAACUCCCAUUAAGUGUGGAGGCUCUGUACACUGAUUCAGCAUUGGAAAGGUUAACAAGUUGCAGGGAUCUCCUUGGUCAUCUUGCAGCUGUGUGUUCUUGAAUAUCCUCCACACGUGCAGCUGCUCUUGACCUUGUAUCGCCACCACAUCUGUGAAUAUUGCUGGCUGAUAGUAUUUCUGAAUAGUGUAAAAUUUCCUGCACGCUUCCAUCAUAUUCCUCUUCUAAAUAGCGGCGUCUUGUUUACAGUGUCCGUUUUGUCAUUGCUGUUUGUCAUUAGAGCUUUUAACACUGUCACAGGCCAAUCUUAACAGGAGGGAGAUAAUGGUGUUGGAGCCCUGGCAUCAGGGUGUUGGAUGGACAAACUGCAUUUUUGUCCUUUUUCUGACUGGAGAGGUGAUAUAAAUCUUCACUAUGUGGGGUGGAAGUUUGCUACAAGUUCUGUGACCAAACUAAGGGGGGUGGGGGGUCAUUGCAGUUUGGCCAUUUCACAGCUCCUUUUGCCAGUGAGGAAGAGCAGAUCAAACCUUGAGAUGCGUGUAGCAUUCAUUACCAUGGAGUGCAAAGAAUCCAACAUAUCACUGCCGGAGACCAGUCACGGACAUGGAAGCAGCAUGGAUGGGAUCUUACACCUUCCACUGAUGUGACUUGUGUGUGGCUCUGUGACUUUUCUCUCGUCCUUGUGCUGUGAUUUGCUCUGUUUUUCUUUGAUGGUCAAAUUAUAAACCCAUUAAACAAUGUAGAAAAAAAACUUGCUGCUUUGACCUUUUUUUUUUUUUUUUUUUUUUUUUUUAUAAGGGCAAUUGGUGUUAAUUUCUUGUUUUGAAAGUUUAUUUUAUAAGUUAAAUACAAAAAAAAUGAAGUGGUGGUUUGUCAGAAAUCCUUGGCACUCUGCAAUAUAUCAAGCAGUUUUUUUUUUUUUUUUUUCCCCUUCCCAAGUUACCUCUGAACUAGAAAGCAACCUGCAUCCAAUUUUAUGGAGGUAAGGGGCUGUUCUGUAGUUCUAUAUGCUUCCUGUUCUAGCGUGAUAACACUGCUGCUCUGUAGAAACAGUACAAUGAGUGCGCAUUGUCACCCAAAGCGGGAAAGGUUUUAUUGGUAGACUACAGUUCUGUUAUGUUUUUGUUUCGUUUGGCUACGGACAGGUGGUGAGAAAGCGCUGAUUACUUUAACCCCAGUUUUGCUCACAAACUUGUUGCAACCAGGUGCACUGUCAAGCAUUUGUGACGCGUUCCCAUUUGCUGUGUAGUGUUCAGCGGCCUUGCCGCCUGAAAAUCACUACGUCAUGUAAACUUUGCUGAGGAUGCAUUCACAGCAUGUAAACUCCCCUUAUCCACUUGCCCCUUAAAGGGCGGCAAAACCAGGGCUCACAUAUGCAUAGUCUAAAUUAAGCCUUAAUUUAUGGUUUACUGCUUUGUAAUUGGUUACAGUGGCAACAGAUGGUAGCAAUCUGCUGAUCCUUGAAAUAAUGUUCAGAUGGUAUCUUUUAGCUGCACCAUGAUUCCUUUGCUGCUGAGGUGCAGUCAGAUUGUAUUAACCACCUCCAUUUUACUAUCUUUUAGUAUCUCAUUGACUCUUCAGUGUCUGAAGACACUUGUGCUGGGGGUAUGCGUUACUCAGCAAUGCCGGCAAAGAGCACUGGGUUUUAAGAGGUAGAUGCUAUAUUUUCACAAUUUUUUUUUUUUUUUUUUUAAUCAAUUCCCAAGCAAAAUUUGUUCACAAACAUGCAGGUACAGGACCACAGAGCAAGAGUGCAAUACUCCAAUUGGGCUUUAUAAUCCAGGAUAUAUUUGGGAAUUGGCAUUUUAAUGAGACUGUCUGUCUAUAGGAACAUUUAGUUCAUUAGUGGCUCUCUUCUGUUCAUUAAAAUACACAGCCAGAUCUUCAUGACGGAGAGGUUUUAUGUCACCACCAGCCCCCUGGUUAUGGCCAAUCCCCCCCCAGCUUUUUCUGGUUAAGGGACCAUAGAAGGAUAGUUUUACAUCAACUGACCUAAUGCUAUAGGAAUGUCAUUGUAAAUUGACCAUGUGGCUAAGCCCACCAAGUCCUUUCAGGAAUGUAGGCUAUCUUCCUGAAGGUGAUAUCCCUUUUCAAGCAGUUACCAUUAUUGGUCAUUACUCACUAGUCCUGUAUAUACCACAGCCAAAAUUUGGAAAAUACUAGUCUUCUAACAGAACUGUGACAAGCACAUUUCUGCUCUGAUCAUCUGCCAAGCCAUUGGGAAACAGAUGGGGACCCUUGAAAGAACAUCUAUAUUCUACCUGAAACUAAGUGUCUUUAUAUCUUUUGAUAUUAUAUAUGUACUUGUGUCACUAUCUGUCAUUACUCGAUUAAAUGGUAUAUAUCUAA
Molecule: messenger RNA, 3991 nt
Organism: Rana temporaria (common frog)
Lineage: Eukaryota; Metazoa; Chordata; Amphibia; Anura; Ranidae
Gene: AP2M1
Product: adaptor related protein complex 2 subunit mu 1
Exons: 13
Coding region: 156-1469 (437 amino acids)
Biological process (GO): intracellular protein transport; clathrin-dependent endocytosis
Cellular component (GO): AP-2 adaptor complex; cytoplasmic vesicle
Molecular function (GO): clathrin-cargo adaptor activity
Source: RefSeq, a predicted model, not a curated record